Messenger RNA from Triplophysa dalaica, 2935 nucleotides. Its product is annotated as polycystic kidney disease protein 1-like 3. Lineage: Eukaryota; Metazoa; Chordata; Actinopteri; Cypriniformes; Nemacheilidae. The transcript is spliced from 26 exons. The coding region runs from base 219 to 2333 and encodes 704 amino acids. The record is from RefSeq and is a predicted model, not a curated record.
GUGACCCUGUCUGUUAAAACCAAACUAAAGUACGACGUUAAUCAUUCCUCUUAACGUAAAGCACAUUCUGUGAAUAUAUUAUCGUGAUAUCUUCGUGAUAUAAUAAAGCGUAUCACAAGAGUAAAAUAAUUGACGUUAGCGCGGAUACUAGCAUGAAUUUCACACACAAGGGUCACCAUUGUCCAAACUUGAUGAGGUUUAUUGCAAAAAAACAUUAAAUGGUCCUAAAAAUGUCACGCUUGCCUAAUGAAAUAGGAGAAAGUACAAAAAUAUUGCAUUUGAUUUAUGGGAUUUAUCCGUAUCCUUUCCUGUUUUGCUAUUGUUCUUCUGCUUCAUCUGCACAGAGGUUUAUACUGAAGACUGUCUCCAUCAAUCAGAUGUCUACACAGGCCCCAAUCCCGGCAGCGUCUCCUCCUCGUGGACAUCGUUCGACUUUGACGAGGAAGCAUCGGGCCUCCGCCAAAGAGAUGUCCGGCUUAUCUCCUUGUGCUUAUAUGGCUUUCAAGAACGUGAAGAGAAGGUGGUUGAAAAGUAGAAAUACUUCUUCACAGAGGCAGGAGAGUGGUAGACAACAGAUGUCUCUUGAGCCCCCUGUUUCAACAUCUACACAAAAGAUGGUUACGGAGCCCUCUGUCCCGGCAGCGUCUCCUUCUCAGGAUCAUCCUUCUUCUUCACUGCCGGAAGAUCAGGCUUCAGAUAGAGGGGUGUCCAUAGCAUCUCCUCAAGCUUCUGAGGCCUCCAAGAAACAAAAAAGAAGGAGGAAAAAGAAAAACACUUCUUCACAGAGGCAGGAGAGUGGUAGACAACAGAUGUCCCUUGAGCCCCCUGUUUUGACAUCUACACAAAAGAUGGUUAUGGAGCCCUUUGUCCCGGCAGCGUCUCCUUCUCAGGAUCAUCCUUCUUCUUCACUGCCGGAAGAUCAGGCCUCCGAUAGAGAGGUGUCCAUAGCAGCUCCUCAAGCUUCUGUGGCCUCCAAGAAACAAAACAGAAGAAGGAGGAAAAAGAAAAAUACUUCUUCACAGAGGCAGGAGAGUGGUAGACAACAGAUGUCCCUUGAGCCCCCUGUUUCAACAUCUACACAAAAGAUGGUUACGGAGCCCUCUGUCCCGGCAGCGUCUCCUUUUCAGGAUCAUCCUUCUUCUUCACUGCCGGAAGAUCAGGCUUCAGAUAGAGAGGUGUCCAUAGCAUCUCCUCAAGCUUCUGAGGCCUCCAAGAAAAAAAAAAGAAGGAGGAGGAAAAAGAAAAAUAUUGCUUCACAAAUGCUGGAGAAUGAGGGACAGGAGAUAUCCACAGAGCUGCCCGUCCCAGCAGUGUCUCCUCCUCAGCAGGAGAGUCUUACAGAGAGUCUGGAUGAUCCAAAUCCAGACGAAUCUGAGUCCCAGCUUCCUCCAGCAGCUGCUAUGGAUCCUGCAUCAGCAGAUAUUCCAGAAAGCCAGGAAGAGAACAGCACACUGGAGACUGAGACCACAGUUGAUGAUAUGUGCAAGAUGCUGAAUGGACUCCAUGUGUCCACAGAGCUCACAGGCUUACCUACACCACCUGCUGUACCUCAUUUUAGGCAUUAUCCUCCUGCCUCCAUCUCCGCUAUGACGCGUCCCUCCACAUUAAGUUUUAUAUUGCAUCCAACAUUUGUUUUUACACCGAGUCAGCAGACUGACACUAGUCCGAUGACUGGACAAGAAAUGUCUGUGAAGCCCCAAGUGACAGCAGACACCAGAGCAUCACCUUCUCCACCUCAAAAACCUGCCUUGAAGCUGGAGAAUGAUGCUUCAUCCGGAGAUGUCUCUAAACAAUCUCCUGGGGUUGCUAAGCUCUCCAAGAAGAAAGCUUCCAUACAAAGGCAGGAGAAUGAUGGACAGGAAAUGUCCACAGAGUCGCCCGUCCCGGCAGCGUCUCCAACUCAUGUUUUUAGGCAGACGAGUCUUACAGAACAACUCGAUGGUCCAAACUCAGCCGAAUUUGGGCCCCAGUUACCUCCAGAAGCUACUGUUGAUCCAACAACAGCGGAUCUUCCAGAGUGCGUGUAUGAGAGCAGCAUACUGGACUCUGAUACCACCAUUGAAGAUGUAUGCAGGCUGGAUGAAUUCCAACUUUCAACAAAGCCCCCAGCUCUACCUACACCACCUGCUGUACCUCAGCAUAAUCCUCCUGCCUCGAGCUUCCCUACGAAGUGUAACUUUUUUAACAAAAUCAGACAAUGGGUGGACAGGAAAAGUCAACAGACCCCCCUCCUACAGCAGCUUCUCAAUUUCAGCUGGAGAGUCUUACAUGUAGUCUGGAUGAUUCAAGUUCAGCCAAAUUUGAAUCCCAGCUUCCUCCAGCAGCUGCUGUGAAUCCAUCAACAGCUUUAUCAGAGAGCCAGGAGAGCACUGACACCAAUAUUGAAGAUAUUUGCAAGGUGCCGAAUGGACUCUAAAAAAAAAAAGAAAAUCAGACAACAUGUGCACAAUAAAGUAAACCUACUCCCCUGCCACAGCCGCUUCUCCACCUCUGCUGGAGAGUCUUACAUGUAGUCUGGAUGAUUCAAAUUCAGCCAAAUUUGAAUCCCAGCUUCCUCCAGCAGCUGCUGUGGAUCCAACAACAGCAUCUUUAUCAGAGAGCCAGGAGAGCACUGACACCAAUAUUGAAGAUAUUUGCAAGGUGCCGAAUGGACUCUAUGUGUCUACAAAACCCCCAGCCUCACCUACACAGCCUGUUGCAUAAUCCUCCUUGCCUCAAGCCUCUAUAUGACACACCCCUCCACAUUUGCUUUUAUAUCACCUCCAACAUUUGUUUUGCAAAAAAUUCGACAACGUGUGCACAAGAAAGUAAACCUACUCCACUGCCACAGCCGCUUCUCCACCUCUGCUGGAGAGUCUUACAAAUAGUCUGGAUGAUUCAAAUUCAGCCAAAUUUGAAUCCCAGCUUCCUCCAGCAGCUGCUGUGGAUCCAACAA